This is a messenger RNA of Alternaria rosae, 2135 nucleotides long. RefSeq names its product heterokaryon incompatibility protein-domain-containing protein. The record is from RefSeq and is a predicted model, not a curated record. The coding region runs from base 274 to 2070 and encodes 598 amino acids. Lineage: Eukaryota; Fungi; Ascomycota; Dothideomycetes; Pleosporales; Pleosporaceae. The transcript is spliced from 2 exons.
CAAGAUUGGUGCUCGGAAAUACAACCAUUGCAACAGAACCCUCUCGAGACUACAGGCAUACAGUGUCAUUCAUGAUCAACGCUGGCCUACAGCGCAUUGCCAUGGCUUUGAACUGUAGUCGCUUUCACCAGUACCGAUAACGCGUCGAUAACGAGUCAGACGCAUUUCUUUCUAGGAAAGCCCACCGUCAAUAACCAGCAGUUCAUGUGAUUAAGUUAAAGAAGAGUUCCAAUUCAGACACAUGAUUCCAGGACGCAGAACCCUUGUUCUGAAAUGGCCCACCACGAAUAUAAAUCUCUCGCGGAACGUCACAUCAGACUUCUCAAACUACCAAAGGCUUCGCAGUAUGGAGCAGAACCAACUCUUGUAGAUGCGUCACUGGAUGCACCACCUCCAUAUGAGACAAUUUCCUAUGUAUGGGGCGAGCAAGACAAAUCGUGUGUCUUCAAGCUUGACUGUGGAACAUUGGUCAAUAUCACUCCCACUUUGCGUACUACACUCACGCGGAUUCGGCCUCAUUGCCAAACAGGCUACCUUUGGGUCGAUCAGUUAUGUGUUGAUCAGACAAGUAUCCCCGAUCGCAACCAGCAAGUAGCUCUCAUGGGCGAGAUAUACAGCAAAUGUCAACGGGUGUUGAUCUGGCUCGGGCAAGAGAUAAACGAUCCAAAUUACAUGUCAUACUACCUAGGACCCACACCACCUUUAGAAAUCCAGCAAAAGACCAAACACACACCCUUAUCAGCAUCCCGUCUGGAACAACCCGGCCCCCAGUCCUUCGUUCGAAACCUCCUAGCCCUACCAUGGUUUACCCGAGCAUGGGUAGUGCAAGAAGCAGCCCUACCCACCCUCGCAUCCUGCUUCCUCGGCGCCUUCAACUUCUCCAUAGAAGAUUUAUGGGCCGUCAUAGUCCACUUCCGGAGCGCAGAACGGUAUCUCACACAGAGGGACUACGUCAACCUACGCCAACUCCCCGGAUACAUCGUUCUGAACGAGAUCUUGCGACUGCGGAUGCAAGCGCGGUACCAGCGGGGCCCAACCCCUAAUGAAGCGACAUGUUUCUACCAUUCCCUAUCCAUCUUUGCGCCUCGAUCCCAGACGUCAAGCCGACAUGAUAUCAUUUUCGCCUUCCUGGGGCUCCAGCGAGAUCAGCGGGUGAGCAUCAUGCCUGACUACGACAUGGACUGGGAUGCUGUACCUUGCGUAGCUACCAAAGCGAUCAUCGAGGCUACAGGCAGUUUGAACUUGUUCGGGCUGCUGCACCGGAAAGACGAAGAUGCGAGUCGGUGGCCCAUUUUGCCAUCUUGGGUGCCAGAUUGGUCGAGGACGCCCGAGGCGGAACCGUUGGUGUUUCCGAGGAGUUGGAUUUACUUUGAUGCUUCUGCCGGGAGACACUAUGAGGCUAGAGCGGUGAAGGACCUCGCCACUCCGCAUCUGGUGGUUGCGGGGAAGAUUAUUGGUGAGGUGGCGAACACGCUUGCUUUUACUAAGGGCCUUGCAGAGCCGCUUGCAAACCGCCAUGGAUGGGACGUUUUCUCUUACCUCAACUUGCUACAUCUACACAAACUUCUGGGACAGAUGUGGCUAGAGAAGACGAUUGCCCCAUCAAUGCAGCGUCUGUUGAAAGUUAUCUUAGCCGACGGUUCUUUCACUCUAAACCAAAAGCUCAGGGAGCACUGCAGCGAGGGUCUACCAGCUUCUGAUAUAGACGAGCUAGCCUCAACGUACUUAGCGAUUCAGGAAGCAUCAAAAGAGCGCGAUGUAGCCGCAAUGAGUCGGUCCAAGAAGGUCGACGAUUUUGGCAAACGAGCAACUAGGUUCCGCGAUCAUGCUCGCGUAGCUUGGGGCCGACAGAUUAUCGUAGGACGCGAUUGGAGACUUGGGCUUGCACAUCGAUCUGUUUGCGAGGGUGAUUUGAUAUGUGUCGUGCACGGCUCUCAGGUGCCAUUUGUUUUACGUCGUCAGACAAGCGGUUAUUAUCGCUUGAUGGGUCAGUGCUACUUUGAAAGCGCUAUGCGUGGGGAAGAAGUGAUUUGGGAUGAGGCGGAUGCAGAUGAGUUCAUACUUGCGUAAGCAGCACAGGUCGUCGUGAUUGUCAAUGGAACAAUUCAACCAUUAGUGGACCAAGUGCAGUCAGG